Drosophila obscura is the source of this 884-nucleotide messenger RNA. Its product is annotated as ubiquitin-conjugating enzyme E2 6. Lineage: Eukaryota; Metazoa; Arthropoda; Insecta; Diptera; Drosophilidae. The transcript is spliced from 2 exons. Bases 205 to 783 code for a protein of 192 amino acids. The record is from RefSeq and is a predicted model, not a curated record. Gene Ontology annotation, molecular function: ubiquitin conjugating enzyme activity. Gene Ontology annotation, cellular component: nucleus. Gene Ontology annotation, biological process: ubiquitin-dependent protein catabolic process; protein polyubiquitination.
UUUCCAAACCCAUCAAUCAUCCAUAAAGAUAGGGCUCGAGUAGGCAGUAGUGCUAUAUUUCAAGACCACUUCAAUGUAAAUACAGCAAAAUUCUGAUUUCAUUUUACUAUAACACAUUUGUAGGUACGUCCGUGUAGCAGACGGGUGCACUCGAAAUUCCAGUAGAUCCGAUACGUAGGCUUGCGUAGAUUAACAGGGGACCAGAUGGCUAAUGCAGUCGUGAACACCACAUCGCCCAUGGCUGGGCGACGCCUGCAACGGGACGUAAGCCGGCUGCUGGCAUCGGGCCACCGUACCACUGUUGACGACGACAUGGCCAAUUUGAAUGUGGUUUUCGAGGGGCCGCUGGGGACUGCCCACGAGGGUGGCAUGUGGACGGUGAACAUAAACAUGCCGAAGGACUAUCCGUUGAAUCCGCCAAAGGUCCGCUUCAUCACCAAGAUACUGCAUCCGAACAUCGAGUUUAACACGGGCCUGGUCUGCAUGAAUGUGUUUCGGCAGGCCUGGUCGCCCAGCUACGAUCUGUUGAACAUUAUCGAGACCUUCCUGCCCCAACUGCUGCGCAACCCCAACCCGAACGAUCCACUCAACCACCAUGCCGCCGAGAUAAUGAAGCACUCGGAGGCAAUGUUCCGCGAGAACGUGAUCUCCUGCGUGAAGAUGUACGCCCGUCCCACUCCCACAUGCAGCCGGUCGGACACGUCCAAGCAGCCUCUCGAGAAGCGCUCGUCGGAUCUGAGUCUCUCCGAACUGCUCUCAGACGAUGAUGUUGAUAAAGAUUAGGAAUGAUAAAUUUUGGCUAAUCGUCCGUUAGUUCUUUGUAUCCUAUACAGUUUGUAUCAAGUUAAAUUAAAAUGUUAUAUAUAGAUGCAGAUAUCUUAGAG